Trichoderma aggressivum f. europaeum is the source of this 972-nucleotide messenger RNA. RefSeq lists its product as uncharacterized. The coding region runs from base 1 to 972 and encodes 323 amino acids. The transcript has a single exon. The record is from RefSeq and is a predicted model, not a curated record. Lineage: Eukaryota; Fungi; Ascomycota; Sordariomycetes; Hypocreales; Hypocreaceae.
AUGGAAGAUGCUGUGAAUGAGCUGAACCAGACAGUCGGUCUCGCAACUUUUCAGAGCGCGAAGAUGUUGAGUGAUUCUAUCCAACACAUGAAUGAAAGCAUCGACGAGCGGAUGAGGGCCAUCAAGCUAGACACAGAAACUAUCAUCGAACAAAACGCGGAGCUGAAAUCAAAACAAGACGCCAUGAUAGAAAUGCAACGAGGUUUGCUGGAAAAAUUGAAUGAACAGUCUCAAUUAUUCAGCACCACGGUUCAAAGUUUCGGAUAUGUCCAUAUGGGAGCCAAUUUUGGGAGGACUUUUCGAGUUAGUUUGCUGAAAUUCGACGUGGUGCGCCUCAGAUUGGCGCGUUGGGGCCAUUCUGCAGGACUGGUAAGCUCAGACGGCUUGGAAUCAUUCCAGGCUACAAAAUUAGCCUUCAAAAAUAGAGAGCAGGUUCACAGUCUUCUAGAUCAGAUUUUAGAAUUGUUUGCAGAUGCUAAAGUGGCUUCAAAAAAGUUUGAGAAACGCAAUGGAAUUUCCGCUACGCCAGCUCUGGAUCCAGCUGAAGAGCUAGACAGCGUCUCGGCGUUACUUCACCAGAAGAUGCAAGAUCUCGUUGAGAAGCGGCAGGGCAAGCUGGAGUUGGAGCAGAGUGAAUGGACUCUUCACGAGGAAAAAAAAUUCUCGCGGCUGAUUGAGGAUAUCAGCGAGCUGGUGGACGAUCUGAUUGACCUCUUUCCGGGAAUCCAAGAGGAACAACGCAGGCUAUGCGAGGAAGAAGUGUCUGAGAUGAAUAUGAACAAAGGCAUGCUUUUGCUAUUAAGAGAUAUUGCGGCUGGCCAGGACGAAUUACUGAGCGACACGGCUGCCAAAGCCAUCAAGCCUACCACCACCUAUACCAACAGUGUGGUAUUCUCAGGUAGCCACAACAGUGGCUUACAGAUAGGGAACAAUUCGGGCAGUAUUAGCGGUAUCAAUUUUAACCGCUGGUAA